Asparagus officinalis (garden asparagus) is the source of this 2915-nucleotide messenger RNA. Its product is annotated as riboflavin synthase-like. Lineage: Eukaryota; Viridiplantae; Streptophyta; Magnoliopsida; Asparagales; Asparagaceae. The record is from RefSeq and is a predicted model, not a curated record. Bases 46 to 795 code for a protein of 249 amino acids. Gene Ontology annotation, biological process: riboflavin biosynthetic process. Gene Ontology annotation, molecular function: riboflavin synthase activity. The transcript has 4 exons.
UCACAAACAAACAGAACAGAAAAUAGAAAGUCAAAAAGGGCAAAAAUGCUGUCGUCCGCUUUCACUCCCAAAUCCUUCUCCCCUCUCAAAACCCUAAACCCCUCCCUCUCCCGACGAAUCCCCCACCGUCCCAGAUGCAAGCCCGCUUCCCUUACCGUCAGAUCGCUCUUCACCGGAAUCGUCGAAGAGAUGGGCCAGAUCCGCCACCUGGGCCCCACCCCCUCCGGCGACGGCAUCGAGCUCAAGAUCUCCGCCAGGACCGUGCUCGACGGCGUCAGUCUCGGCGACUCCAUCGCCGUCAACGGCACGUGCCUCACCGUGUCCCAGUUCGACCUCGCCUCCUCCCAAUUCACCGUCGGCCUCUCCCCCGAAACCCUCCGCAGGACCUCUCUCUCCGACCUCGGCCCCGGCUCCCCCGUCAACCUCGAGCGGGCCCUGCAGCCAGUCUCCCGAAUGGGGGGCCACUUCGUCCAGGGGCACGUGGACUGCACGGGGGAGAUCGUGUCGGUGAGGCCUGAGGGGGAUUCGCUGUGGGUGAAGGUGAGGGUUGAGUCGGCCGAUGUGAUGAGGUACAUCGUGCCGAAAGGGUUCAUAACGGUGGACGGAGCGAGCUUGACGGUGGUUGGGGUUUACGAGGAGGAGGGGUGUUUCGAUUUCAUGCUGGUGGCUUAUACUCAGAUGAAGGUGGUGAUCCCAACGAAGAAGGUCGGGGAUAAGGUUAAUUUGGAGGUGGAUAUACUCGGCAAGUAUGUCGAGAAAUUGCUCAAGAGCGGCGCUGUGAGCUCGGCUUCUUGAUUGCUGGAAGGAGAAUGAGGAAGAGAUAUGUCUUCAUCAGCGGGUAGUGGAAGAAGACAAGAUCCUACAUGGAAAUAUACUUCAUUGGUUGACGAAGGGAAUGCCAAUAAACAUAAGUGCAUAUUUUGUAACAAAAUCACAAAUGACGGCAUAUCUCGACAAAAAGAGCAUCUAAUCGGGACGGAUAGGAAACGCAAAAAUAUGAGUCUUUGUCAAAAAGUCCCUCCCGAUGUGGUUGAAGAGCUUAAAGAUUAUGAAGAAAGACAAAAGAUAGCUAAAAGACAACAAGCUAUAGAUGAAUAUCUCCCCGAACUUGGAGAUGAGAACAUGGUGGAAAUUGAUGAUGAGGAGGAUGAAGAUGAACAAGUACAAGAACGUAGAGAUAGAGGAAAAAGCACGGCGGUUCCUAGGUCAUCUUCAGUAACGGCAAGAGGAAGAGGGGGUGUUGGCAUGCACAGUGCGGGAUCUUCCACAGGCCUAAAGAGGAAGGGGCCGAUGGAUGCAUUUCUUACAUUCGAUCCCGCUUUAGAGGUCGCCAAGGAUGAAAGAAGACGCAAGUUGAGGCAAUCGUGUAUUGAAGAAAGCCUAAACAAAGAUGUAGUGGCUAAAGUACAUCAAGACAUAGCUCGGUGGUGGUAUCAAGCCGGCAUUCCCUUUAAUGCCGCUCGUCUUAGAUCUUUCAAAAUCAUGUUAAAGUCUGUGGGGAUUUUUGGGCCUAACUUGCCUCCUCUGACAUUACACCAUUUGAGAGAGCCUUUGCUUAGGAAGGAGAAAAAAUACACUGAUGAUCUAAUACAACAUCAUAAAGAUGUGUGGGCUACUAAAUGUUGUUCUUUCAUGUCAGAUGGUUGGAGUGACAGAAAGGGGAGGACAUUGAUCAACUUUCUUGUGAACUCUCCUCAUGGUACGGUGUUUCUUUCAUCUAUUGAUGCUUCUGAUGAGAUCAAGACGGGUGACAGAAUGUUUGAGAUACUUAGUGAGCAGAUUAAGCUCAUAGGACCUCAGAAUGUUGUUCAGAUCGUCACGGAUAACCAUUCUAGUCUCAAAUAUGCAGGAGCGGAAUUGGAAAAAUAGUAUCCUCAUUUAUAUUGGACUCCUUGUGCUGCUCAUUGUAUUAAUCUCAUGCUCAAGGAUAUUGGUAAACUACCAUCUGUGAAGCUAACUUUGAGUCGAGCUAUGGAGUUGACUGGAUUCAUCUACUCACAUGCGUGAGUUUUGAAGCUGAUGAGAGGUCAAACUAACGACAGAGAGCUUCUUAGACCGGCGGUGACACGAUUUGCCACAUCAUUUAUGACUUUGUCAAGCAUCCAUCGACAAAAAAAUAACCUCAGAAAGAUGUUUAAUUUGGAGGCAUGGAGGCAAAGUAAGUGGGCAAGAGAUUCAAAGGGCAAAUCAGCUGAAAGGAUAGUUCAUAUGCCAUCUUUCUAGAACAACAUCGUUCGUAUUCUCAAGCUGACGGCUCCUCUUGUUGGUGUUCUGAAACUUGUUGAUGGUGACAAAAAGCCUGCUAUGGGAUACAUUUAUGAGGCAAUGGAUAGAGCUAAGGAGGCUAUUGCUAAAGCCUUUGGUGAUGAUUCAACAAAAUAUUCUGAGGUAUUUGAAGGAGACUAUUGCUAAAGCCUUUGGUGAUGAUUCAACAAAAUAUUCUGAAGUAUUUGAUAUCAUUGAUAAGAGGUGGCAGGAUCAGCUUCAUCGUCCUUUGCAUGCUGCAGGAUAUUACCUUAAUCCUGCAUUUUUCUAUGACCAUCCAAAUAUCGAAGGGGAUGACGAAGUUAUGAGAGGUCUUUAUCAAGUCAUUGAGAAGAUGGUGCCCACACAAGACCAAGACAAGGUUGAUAGGCAGUUGGAUAUAUACAGGCAUGCUGGGGGUCUUUUUGGUAUGGAGAUAGCUAAGAGAAACAGAAAGAAGAAGUCUCCAGCUGAUUGAUGGGAGUCUUAUGGUGCAUCAGCACCAGAGUUGCAGAAGCUUGCUGUUAGAGUCCUCAGCCUUACUUGUAGCUCCUCUGGCUGUGAAAGAAAUUGGAGUACUUUUGAGCAAGUAUGAUUAGUUUUAUUUUAUUGAACAAAAUAGAUUUAAUUCCCUUAGAGAUAUGGAUAUUGAUUUGAUUGAUUUGUAUAAA